UCUGUUCACACAAUCAGAACAAACAUGUUUCUCAAGCUCCUACUUUUGGUACUUUUGGCCCAAAUUAGGGCAAAACCAGUAGAAGACGAACCAGUUUGUGGCUAUGAGGCUUGCCCUGCGACCAACUUCUCGACUCUCAACGUCCACCUCAUCCCUCACUCCCAUGAUGACGUUGGUUGGCUCAAAACCAUGGACCAAUACUAUUUCCAAGAUGUCCAAAAUGUGAUCAGUACUGUAAUUCCGGCUUUGAAACAAAAUCCCGACCGUCGUUUCGUUCAAGUCGAAACAGCAUUUUUCAAAAAAUGGUGGGAACAACAAAAAGAUUCSAUGAAGCAAGAUGUCAUCAAACUGGUCAAUAACGGGCAAUUCGAAAUUAUUAACGGGGCGUGGAGUAUGAAUGAUGAAGCAGCUGUUCAUUACCAAUUCACAAUUGAUCAGUACACUUUGGGUUUGAGAUAUCUCGAGGAUAAGUUAGGGAAGUGCUCAAGACCGAAAGUUUGUUGGCAAAUUGACCCUUUUGGACAUAGCAGAGAACAAGCGUCAAUUUCGGCACAAUUGGGUUUUGAUAGUGUGUUUUUCGCUCGGUUGGAUUACAGAGAUAGGAUUAAUAGACUAGGGACUAAAACCGGGGAUUUGAUUUGGAGGGGAAGUAGCAAUUUGGGCAAUAGUUCUGAUAUUUUCACUUCAGUCAUGUACAACCACUACAGUGCCCCUGCGGGAUUCUGUUUCGAUAUUGUCUGUAAUGAUGAUCCGAUAAUUGACGAUGAGGAAAGUCCUGACUAUAAUUGGAAAAGUCGAGUCGAAGCUUUUGCCAAUUUUGUUCGAGAGCAAGCCUCGAAAUAUCCUACGAAUAACAUUUUAGUACCAAUGGGAGACGAUUUUCGGUACCAAGCCGCCCUAAACGCCUACAUUAACACCGACAGACUCAUCAAGGGAUUUGAACUGUUUCCUCAAAUGUUCGAAGACAAACCCAUCAAACUCCUCUACUCAACUCCUACAUGUUACACCAAAGCGGUUAAUGACUUUGUUAAUUCGAAUGAUUAUAAAUUGCAAAUCAAAACUGAUGACUUUUUCCCGUACGCAGACGGUGUUGCAAAUUUGGUAGUUGGAUACUUUACAUCAAGGCCGGCUUCGAAACGUUUUGUCCGAGAAGGAAAUGCUAUGCUACAGGUGGCCAAACAACUAGCAACUGUAGCAAACUUACAUUACGACAACGAAAAUAUUAACUCACUUAAAGAAGCAAUGGGUGUUUUGCAACACCAUGAUGCUAUAACUGGUACUGAAUUAAUUGACGUGACCCAUGACUACCAUCGAAUACUUCAUAAGGGUAUUAGUGACGCUAUUGAUGCUGUUAACCCGAUUUUAUCAAAUUUAAUAAGUGGUUCUGAUACUUUACAACUGGAAUCGUGUCUCUUAGCUAACGUCAGUGUUUGUCCUCAAACACAAACAGAUUUUACUCUUACUGUCUACAAUCCUUUAAGCCGAGUCAUUUCGAGUCCAAUCAGCAUUCCUGUGGAAGCAAAAAAUUGGAAAAUUGUGGACUCCAAUGGUGAUGAAGUUGUAUAUCAAGUAGCACCCUCUAUCACCGAUUUUAGCACACUGGUCGAUGAAAGCACCGUCCCCAACUCUCUAGAUUUUGUGGCAAAAGACAUUCCUCCUCUAGGCUACAAAGUCUACACUUUUACAAAACAGGCCUCUAAAUCUACAAAUCGAAUCACGGUAGGCGCCGAUGGUACUACUUUUGCAAUCGACGAAGUAUCCGGUCUUUUAAGAUCAGUGACCAUGAAUGGGGUCACUAUGAACAUAACUCAAGACUUCCUUCACUACAAAAGUGGCGGACGAUCCCAAGCUUACGUUUUCGACCCUGAUGGUGACCCACAAAAAGUUGCCUCAUCUGUCACAGUAAAGAAAAUCGAUGGCGAUGUCUAUUAUGGAAUAGUACAGGAGUUUAGCGACUGGGCAAAACAAAUAAUCAAAAUUUAUAAAGACGAUAGCAGCUACAUCGAGUUUGAUUGGGUGAUUGGCCCCUUAAAUAUUGACGAUGGGGGCAAAGAAGUCAUUUCGAGGUUUUCAACACCUUUAAAAACCGAAGGUGUUUUCUACACCGACUCCAAUGGUCGCGAAAUGCUCAAAAGAGUUCGUAACCAGCGCCCUGACUACGAUUACACUGACGAGCAACCCGUUGCUGGAAAUUACUACCCAGUGACUUCAAAAAUCGUGAUUCGGGAUGAAAAUGAAGGAGUGGAAUUGGCAAUUUUGAAUGAUAGAGCCCAAGGUGGUUCUAGUAUCCAAGACGGGCAAGUAGAACUAAUGGUACAUCGAAGGAUUAGAACUAAUGAUGAUUUCGGUUUGGAUGAGAUGGAAUAUGGGCAUGGGGUUGUAGUACGUGGGAAACAUUUCCUAGUCUUGGGACCAACUUCUGGAAAUGGUGAAAAGUCUUUAGCGGCGAUUGAACGUGAUAUUGCUCAAAGAAAAUUGCUACCACCUUGGAUAUUUAUCACAAAUCAAAAUGGAAGUAGUUUAAAAAAAUUAGAAUAUAGCAAUUUGAAAUCGCCAUUGCCUGACAAUGUCCAAUUGUUAACACUUGAACCCUGGUCUGAUGGUACUCUUCUCAUACGCCUGGAGCACGUUUUAGAAAAGAAUGAAGAUGAGAAGUUAUCAAAGGAAGUUACAAUUGAUCUCUCGGAUUUGUUCGUUGCGUUCACAAUUCAAGAACUCAAAGAAAUGACCCUUGCUGGUAACAUUCCCAUUGAGGAGAACGUUCGCUUGCAUUGGCCUGGUAGUACCAACGACGCCCCUCCAAAACCGCCCCGCGACGUCACCGACUUGACAGUCACCCUAGCCCCCAUGCAAAUCCGUACUUUCUUAGCCAAAGUCACUUAUAACAAAUUGUAGUACCACAAGCUAAAUAAAUUGUUUGAAUUUAA
Molecule: messenger RNA, 2927 nt
Organism: Tribolium madens (black flour beetle)
Lineage: Eukaryota; Metazoa; Arthropoda; Insecta; Coleoptera; Tenebrionidae
Product: lysosomal alpha-mannosidase-like
Exons: 9
Coding region: 25-2895 (956 amino acids)
Biological process (GO): mannose metabolic process
Cellular component (GO): lysosome
Molecular function (GO): carbohydrate binding; alpha-mannosidase activity
Source: RefSeq, a predicted model, not a curated record